AGGAUGAGUUCUUGCAGCAACAUCUGUGGGUCCAAGCAGGUACAGGCAGCUACUGAGGGCGGGUACCAGCGCUACGGAGUCCGGUCCUAUCUGCAUCAAUUCUAUGAGGACUGCACCACCUCAAUCUGGGAGUAUGAGGAUGAUUUCCAGAUCCAGAGAUCACCUAAUAGGUGGAGCUCAGCAUUCUGGAAGGUCGGACUCAUCUCCGGCACAGUCUUCGUGGUUCUCGGACUGACUGUCCUGGCGGUGGGCUUUCUGGUGCCCCCCAAAAUCGAAGCGUUUGGCGAAGCCGACUUCGUGGUGGUGGACGCGCAGGCCAUGCAAUUUAACGGGGCCCUCGACGCGUGCAAGCUGGCCGGAGCCGUUCUCUUCUGCCUCGGGGGCAUGUCCAUGGCAGGGUGCCUGCUGACGUCCGUGUUUGUGAAAAGCUACUCCAAAGAGGAAAAGCUUCUUCAGCAGAAGUUUAAAGAGCGCAUCGCCGACAUCAAGGUCCACAGCCAGCCCGUUACAAAAGCCCCGGGCCCGGGGGAAACAAAGAUUCCCGUCACUCUGUCUAGGGUGCAGAAUGUCCAGCCUGUUUCGGCAACCUGAGACACCUCCCACCCCAGUCCCCCCUCUCUGAUCACAUGCAGUGUUAACAAGGAGCAGGGCCAGGUUUGGAGAGGACAGGGCUUGGGCUUUGGCUGGCCCCAGCCCGGGGCUCGUCUGCGGGCAGAGCGGUGCGGGAGCUCACAUCGGCUGGGCUUGGGGUCUUGGGAGGAGGUGACGUCCCUGGAGACCUGUGCGUAGGCACCACGCUGCUUCAGGGGGGCUCGUGCCCCCAUGGGGCACCCUCGGGAGCUCCCCUCUCAAAUAUCGUGACUGUCAUUCCCCCGCGUUCCUGGAGAGCGCCCAGCAGUUUAGACCAGGUGACCAGUGGCUAACGUGGUGUGUUUUAUUUUCUAAUGUCGGUUUCCUGAUUUUUCUUGUGUGGUGCUGUGUCUGUUCCUGUCUCACUACGUGUAAGGUAUUGUCAUGUGUGUUCAUAGAAAAGUCGAGUUCCUUGAUAUUGACCCAAACGUUCGUCUUCUAACUUUCUCUUCACAUGAGGUUGCUGAGAAUGGGUACAAAUUUAUCGGAGUUCUCCACCAAUUUUUUUUUUUU
Enhydra lutris kenyoni (northern sea otter) is the source of this 1143-nucleotide messenger RNA. RefSeq names its product neurensin 1. Gene Ontology annotation, cellular component: neuronal cell body; neuron projection; transport vesicle. Gene Ontology annotation, biological process: nervous system development. Lineage: Eukaryota; Metazoa; Chordata; Mammalia; Carnivora; Mustelidae. The coding region runs from base 4 to 591 and encodes 195 amino acids. The record is from RefSeq and is a predicted model, not a curated record. The transcript is spliced from 2 exons.